Messenger RNA from Polypterus senegalus (gray bichir), 1976 nucleotides. RefSeq names its product telomeric repeat binding factor 2, interacting protein (gene terf2ip). The transcript is spliced from 4 exons. Gene Ontology annotation, molecular function: telomeric repeat DNA binding. The coding region runs from base 98 to 1564 and encodes 488 amino acids. Gene Ontology annotation, biological process: telomere maintenance via telomere lengthening; regulation of DNA-templated transcription. Gene Ontology annotation, cellular component: shelterin complex. NCBI's taxonomy places the organism in Eukaryota, Metazoa, Chordata, Cladistia, Polypteriformes, Polypteridae. The record is from RefSeq and is a predicted model, not a curated record.
CCUGCCGCCUGUGCCCGCCACUUAUGGAUGCCGGAGGAGAGAAGAGCAAGCGACGCGCGGGACUUGGUGCACAGUCACUUAUGAAUACUGCUCGAAAAUGCUGUCCCCUUCUGACAGAGCGUCCCUCCGGCAGGUCGAUGACCCUCUCCCUCAAACCAGGACUCUUUUUACUGAUGACACUGGCAGUCCCAUGCGCUUCUUCUUGAGACCUGGCACCCUGAAGCGGCGCUUUGCUUCUAUGAUUGAGCAGGGUGGAGGAGUCGUCUGCCGUGUUCAGGAGCCUGGAGUAAUAUCCUUGGUUGACCCAAAAGAAGCAGAGGAAAGUGGCAAUUUAGAAUCGGUUUCAACUCAGUUUAUCCUUGAUUGCAUAAAAAGAAAUGAGAGGCUAAAUUCUGAAAGCUACAAGUUUUCAAAGAGGAGAAAACAAAGUUUAAGUGGAAGCUUGGGAGACACCAGCAGAGAUGCUCCUUCCACAAGUGCGGAACAUUCUUUUGAUAACAGAAAGUCCAGCUUAUCUGGACGGGUUUCAUAUAGCAAAGAGGAGGACGUGGCUAUCUUGGAAUAUCUAAAGAAACAUGAUGCCAGGGAUUAUCUGGUUAAAGGAAAUAAAAUCUGGCAAAGGAUGGAGAAGGAAGCGGUUACCAGCCACACUUGGCAGUCAAUGAAAGAUCAUUAUCGGAAGUAUCUGGCCAGGCAAAAGUCUUCUGACAAGAAUGAGUACAUUGCAGCUUCUAACAAGCAAGCACUGAUAUUCUCCACACCGAAACAGCGAGAACCCAGCAAACAGUCCUUCCUUUGCCCCUCUGCAGUAGUACCUGUGCAGAAACAACCACUAUGUGCACCAGGUGUGAUGGCGCAUGACAUGCAAAGCAAGGAAGCCCUGAAAAAAUCAAAAGAAGACACAAAUUGCAAAGAACUGCUAAAAACUGGAGGACAGAGCUUAGAAAGCAGAGACAAUGAAACUACAAAGAAGAAGUCAGGGAUUCUUCUGAAUUCUGUCUCCGAGUUAGAGAUUAGUAAUUUGCCGUCUGAUGAUGAAACUCCAGAACUUGAAGUGAGCAAUGAAUGUCCAGGUAUAAGUAAUGGCCCUGCCAAUCAAAUCCACAGAAACUCAAACCAGAGUGAGGUUUGUGAAACCAGAAAUAAUGAAAUAAGUAAAGGAUCCAAAUCAGAAGGUGCAAAAAACCCCACCAGUGGACUUUCUGACUUUGUGAUGAAUGAUGACUCGCAUGUUCACGUUUCACAAACACAGGAAGAUAUGCUACCCAGUUCAUACAGUCCUUCCCAGGCAGAAAUAGACAGUGCUGUGAAAGCUGUGCAGCUUCUGCAGGAAGAAUUCUCCCAGGACCUUACUAAUAUCAUGCAGGCACUGUUGAAGAACAGUGGUGAUGUCGCUGCUGCCAAGCACUACUUACGCACAGGCUGUAGACCAGAUCACAGACCUCUUUGGACAAGACAAGAUGACCUCUCUCUGUUGUCGGGAGAUCUUUCACAAGUAAAACGUCUGUCAGAGAAGUAUGGAGAUGAGAAUGUAGCGAAGAGAGUGACAUUUUUAAAAACGUAGACAUCUGUGUUGUACUAUUUUUAAUACAUCUUUCAUCCUCAUAUAUUGUUAAAUAUCAUGUUGAAUUAUCAUAAAAAGAAAGGACUUAAUCUGAAGCCAGAUUUGAUAAUCCAGAAAUAAUCAAGUAGCAGUGGUUAUACUGAAACUGUUAUUUUUAACAUGUGCAUAUGCACACAACUUUUUUUUUUUUAAUCCAUCAAGAAUUUACUAAAAUUAUGUAGUAUUAUUAUGGUAUUGUGUCUGGCUAGAAAUCUCCUUGAUAUUAAUUUUGUAAUUAAAGAAUUAAUGUGUACUGGAAGACUUCAACUCUGUCCGCACUAAAUGUCACAUACUUUGGAUAAAAGGUUUAUUCCCUACAGUCUGAAAUAAAGUGAUGUUUGGCUUCCAACAUAUUAAUUAUGAUGAUUGAGAA